UCCUGUGCCAGGUUUCCGGCUCCGGGUCCCGGAGGAGGGUCCCCAGAUCGCAGGGAAGCUGCAGCCCGGCCCGCCGCGUUUUUCAGACUCGGACCAUGGCCUCGAGCUGGUGGCGCUGGCGGUGCUGCGGCUCCUGGAGGCCGGCGGCGCCGAGUCCUGGGCAGGGCUUCCCCCGCCGCGCCGAACCGCCCGGGCCGCGCGCCGUUACCGCCGCCCGCGCGCAGAUAUCCUAUUUUAAUCGUGUGAAGAGUUUAAUGUCUGCCUUUCCAAAUAUGUAUAGUAUAUCACGGUUCCCUCAUGUGACAUCGGCAGCGUGCUGUUGUAGUAGAACACGGAGUGGUAACAAAUACAUCGAUCCUUUCAAACUUGGUUGGAGAGACCUGAAAGGUCUGUAUGAGGACAUUAGAAAGGAACUACUCAUAUCCACAACAGAACUUAAGGAAAUGUCUGAAUACUACUUUGAUGGAAAAGGAAAAGCCUUCCGACCGAUUAUUGUGGUGCUAAUGGCCCGAGCCUGUAAUACCCAUCAUAAUAACUCCCGAGAUGUGCAAGCAAGCCAGCGCUCCAUAGCCUUAAUUGCAGAGAUGAUCCACACUGCUAGUCUGGUACACGACGACGUUAUUGAUGAUGCCUGUUCUCGGAGAGGAAAACACACAGUUAAUAAGAUCUGGGGUGAACAGAAGGCUGUUCUGGCUGGAGAUUUAAUUCUUUCUGCAGCAUCUAUAGCUCUGGCACGAAUAGGAAAUACAGCUGUUAUAUCUAUUUUAACCCAGGUUAUUGAAGAUUUGGUGCGUGGUGAAUUUCUUCAGCUAGGGUCAAAGGAAAAUGAGAAUGAAAGAUUCGCCCACUACCUUGAAAAGACCUUCAAGAAGACUGCAAGUCUGAUAGCCAACAGUUGUAAAGCAGUCUCUGUGCUAGGAUGCCCUGACCCAGUGGUCCAUGAGAUUGCCUAUCAAUAUGGAAAAAAUGUGGGAAUAGCUUUUCAGCUCAUCGAUGAUGUGCUGGACUUCACCGCGUGUUCUGACCAGAUGGGUAAACCAACAUCAGCAGACCUGAGGCUCGGGUUAGCCACUGGCCCUGUCCUGUUUGCUUGUCAGCAGAACUGGACUUUGGGUGUGCCUUGGAGCCCCUGCCUGCAAGCAUAAGAAAUUCUGAAAAAUGCUCCAGGAAAUGCUUAGGAAGCUCCAGCAGCGAUGCAGCAGCGUGCAAGGCAGGCGUUCCCACAGCCUGCUCGGGAACCCGGCCACAUCGCUUUUGGCUGGGCCAAAUGUUACUUGAAAUAACUGGGAUGUUGGCUGAUAUUUGGGCAUAUUUUUAACAGAUUUUCAUCUCAGCAAUAUUUAAUUCAUUAUUUUAGCAAAGCAAUAUGAUGUUCAUCACCAUGCCAUGAAAUUAAGAAUUAGCUCUUUGGUCUAAAAUUUUAGUAACUUUGUCCUUCAGAGAUUUUGCCUCUCUUUCUCAAAAUUUACAAAGAUAAAUCAUGUCUUCUAUAGACCUCAAUGAUUCCAUUUGAUAUUACAGAAACCACUGACCUUGCUUUUGAUCAGUUUCUGAUCCAAGAAAGGAGAAAUCAUCUUUUAUCCACUAUCUAGCUGAGGCAUAACCAGGGUAAUUCUUCCCCCAAGAGGCUUGGGAGGGGCUUAGGAGGGGUUGAGCGAGGUUACCCUGGCCAACACACUAGUGGCUAGCAGUCAGUGGAGGAAUGAAGGCUGUGGACAGAGACACUGGAACACGUUAUGGAAAUAUCUGUCCAUAUUACUAGGCUCCAUCCUGUCAAAGGAUGGAGGCAGAGGUAAGAAGUGAAAGGGUAACUGACUCAUCAGCCCAAAACUCAGAAAAAUAUUAAUACAUGUGCCAACAAAAAAAUGUGUAAAAUCCACUGUAUACAUUAAAGCAUGACUGAGGAAUAUUUGCUUUUUCACUGUUAAGCCACAAAAAAGCAAAGGAUUCAUGAGCCACAUAAAUAUCAAGGCAAGCCCGAGAUUAGAAAGAGCAGGCACUGGCUACCGUUUAUACCACUACAAACAUCAGUCUGCUCCACAGAGGCUGGUUAGUGAAUGUGAAUAAACAAGAUGGGAUUCUGCCAGCUUGGGGAAGAUUCCUUUAGCUAGGCCCCAAGGUUAUCAAGAUUAUUAAGGAACCUUUCCCUAAAGAAGUUGUCCACUCAAAAGCUUUGGGAGCUCUAUUUUUAGAAAGAUUAACAAUUAUAAAUAAUUGUCAUGAGUCUCAUGAUACUAAUUAACAGCUGAGUCCUACUUAAACCGUAAGAUAACUGAGAAUGGGGCCCUGUCUCAUUGUUCUACUAUGAAUCUCAUUUCAAAAGAAACUCGUCCUGAGGAGGCAAAAAUAUGGCAGAGUAGGAAGGUAAGGUGAAAUCUCCUCCCACACAUGCUCCAAGGAAGCAACUACAGCAAAUACAUCUAAGCCUGAAAAUGACCUGAGGACUGCAGAGCAGACCACCUGCACCUAGGAAAGAGAAGACCACACAGAGAAGAGUAAAGUGGCAGAGCUGUGAAUAAGCAGGACCCAAGCCCUUCCCCCAUCCCAGCCCUCAGGUGGGAGGAAGAACAGAGUGGGGAGAGAGCAGGCACCCAGAACUCUGCACACCUGGCCCCGGAGAUCUGCUCUGAGAGCAUAAGUCCACAUUGCAUUGGGUUCUGGUGAUUAACAAGGCUGGACACCAGGAAGAGUUGGAGCAGUCUGGGAGGCUGAGACUCCAGCCACUUGUGGAGGAUGGGCACACUCCCAAGUCCUGCUGACACCUGACAGAGGCAACAGUUUGAAAGAUUUGCCAGAAGCAGCAGGAGGAGUGCCAGAGGGGCAAGGGUUGGAUGGAACUCUCCCCAGAGAAAGGGUAGGUGGGCAACACUUCUGCAGCCCUCCCUUAGCCCAACAGGUCAGGUAACUCUCAGGAGCCACACAUGCUCCACUGCCCUCACUGGUGGCUCAGCCCCAAGGCACUACUCCCCUGUGUGCAGCUGGCACCCCACCCACUUGGCCCAGCAAUGUCAGAUUUUGCUGCCUGGCAGGCAGAGGGAGGCUUUCCCAGCUGUCUCAAUCCUGUCUCAGCUCAUUAGGCACCUUCAGGUGCCAGCUUCAAGCACUCCUUUGUGGGCAGCUAAGCCCAGGGUCUUGCCACCACCCCGUGCCCUCCCUUGCACCCUGCCACCAUGCUACUUGCCACCACCAUGCGUCCUGCCACUGCUUCACUUGCCUUGCUGGGUGCCUGACCCAGAGCGACAUGACUUCCCUGCCCACCCCAAUAACUCUGCAGCUCUGCCAUUGCUGCAGGGCAGGCAGAAGGCAGCCCUACCCAUAAUGAUCCCAGCAGAGACAAACUGCCAACCUCAGCAGACUGAGAUAGACUACUGCCAGCAGACGGAGCGGUAGCCCUACCCACUGCCCAUCAACAGCAACUGGGGCUCCACUGCAAAGGAGAACCAGACAUUGGAGAGUAAAGAGUCUUGAGCUGGGCACCACAGGAUGCUUUCUUCAUAAAAUCAUUACCAGGUAGCAAAGCAGAUUCAUCUAAUGAAAAGAGAAACCCUAACAAAUGAGGAGGCAGAGGAGUAGCUUCCAAACAAAGCUACAGGAUAAGACAUCUGAAAGAGGGCUAAAUGAAAGGAGAUUACCAACCUUCUUGAUAAAGAUUUCAAAGUAACAGUCAUAAAUAUGUUCAUUGAUCUGUGGAAAAGUAUUGAAGAUUUCAGGAAGGACUUCAACAAAGAGAUGGAAAAGCUAAAGAGCUCCUCAGAGCUGAAGAAUACAGCAACUGAAAUGAAAUAUACAGUGGAGGGAAUAAAUAUUUCUGCAGUAGAGGAGACAAUCAGUGAGACUGUUGGAUAUUAGAGAACAGGAAUGCAAUGAACCUGAGAAACAGAGAAAAAAGAAUUUCUGGUAAUGAAAGAAUGCUAAGAGCUGUGUAACAACUCCAAAUAAAACAACAUUCACAUAAUAGGAUACCAGAAGGAGAAGAGAGAGACAAAGAGAUAGAAAGUCUCUUUGAGGAAAUAACUGUUGAAAACUUCCCCAGUCUAGGGAAGGAAGUAGACACUUAGGUCUUAGAAGCACAGAGCCCCUAACAAAAGGAACCCCAGGAAGACAACACCAAAACAUAUAAUAAUUAAAAUGACAAAGACAAGGAUAAGGGGAGGGUAUUGGAAACAGCCAGAGAGAGAAAAAGGGUUAUUGAUAAGGGAAACCCAAUAGGACUAUUAGCAGACUCUCAGCAAAAAUUUUACAGGCCAGAAGGGAGGGGCAUAAAAUAAUGUAUUGAAACAGAAGUACUUUUAACCCAGAAUCCUCUACCCAGAAAGAUUAUCAUUCAAAUUUGAAGGAGAUAAAACACUUCUCAGGGAAAUGAAGGCUGAAGGAAUUUACAAUCACUAAACUGGCAUUACAGGAUAUGUUAAAGGAACUUCUGUAGACAGAAAUGUUCCUGAGCCUAAAUAGUUUUCAGAAACAAAAAUAAACCCAAAUGAAGAUAGUAGACCAUGUACUUACCAAGUAAGGAUGAAAUUAAAACAAAAGUAGUAAAACCAACUAUACACAAAAUCAGUCAAGGGAUACACAAAAAGUGAAGAUUAUGACAUCUAAUACAUAAAGUGUGGAGGAGGAAGAGGAUAAAAAGUACUUUCAGAUUGUGUUUGAAAUAGAGCAAUCAUCAACUUAAUGUAGACUGUUAGUUAGGACACUAUCACUGAACCUUUUGGUAACCACAAACCUAAAAACCUAUAAUAGAUACACAAAAAAAUUUAAAAAUCCAAACACAACACUAAAGAAAACCAUCAAUUAACAAGAGAAGAAUAUGAGAGAGGAAGAAACAAAGAGAGGAACUAGAAAAACAACCAGAAAACAAUUAAUAAAAUGGCAGUAAGUACAUGCCUAUCAAUAAUUACCUUAAAUGUAAAUGAACUGAAUGCACCAAUCAAGACACAGAAUGUCAGAAUGGAGAAAGAAACAAGACCCAUCUGUAAUACUGCCUAAAAGAGACUCAUUUCAGAGCCAAAGAUGCACACAGACUGAACGUGAAGGGAUGGAAAAAGGUAUUUCAUGCAAAUAAUAGGGAGAAAAAAGAAGGAAUAGCAGGUACUUGUAUCAGACAAAACAGACUUCAAAACAGAGAAAGAUAUAAAGAAGGACAUUACAUAAUGUUAAAGGGUCAGUCCAACAAGAGGCUAUAAUCAUAAAUAUGUAUGCACCCAACACAGGAGUACCUGAAUAUGUAAAACAAAUACAGAAUUAAAGGGGAAAUAGAUUGCAACUCAUUCAUUUUAGGAGACUUUAGAACACCAUUCACAUCAGUAGAUAGAGCAACCAGACAGAAAAUAAGGAAACCGAGGCACUGAACAGUACAUCCUAUCAGAUGGACUUAACAGAUAUCUACAGAACAUUCACCCAAAACCAGCAGGAUACACAUUUUUCUCAAGUGUACAUGGAAUGUUCUCCAGAACAGAUCACAUACUAGGGCACAAAAAGAGCCUCAGUAAAUUCAAAAAGGUUGAAAUUGUAUCAAGCAGCUUCUCAGACCACAAUGGUGUGAAACUGGAAAUAAAUUACAUGAAGAAAACAAAAACAAAAACCCACAAACACAUGAAGGCUAAACAAUGUUCUAAAUAAUCAAUGGAUUGAUGAGCAAAUUAAAACAAAAAUCAAGCACUAUGUGGAGACGAAUGAAAAUAAAAAUUCAACUGUCCAAAAUUUGUGGGACACUGCAAAAGUUGUUCUAAGAGGGAAGUAUACAGCAAUCCAAUCCUCCCUCAAGAAACAAGAACAAUCCCAAAUAAACAAUCUAAACUAAAUCUAAACUCAUAAUUAAAGAAACUAGAAAAAGAAGAACAAAUGAAACCCAAAGUUAGUAGAAGGAUGGAUAUAAUAAAGAUCAGAGCACAAAAAGAGAAGAAGAAAACAUUAGAAAAAAACAAUGAAACCAGUAUCUGGUUCUUUGAGGAAAUAAACAAAAUAGACAAACCCCUAGCCAGGCUUAUCAAGAAAAAAAGGAGAGUACAUACAUAAGCAAAAUCAUAAACAAAGACAGAAUAGUCACAACAGAUACCAGAGAAAUAUAAACAAUUAUUAGAGAAUACUAUGAAAAUUACAUGUCAAUAAAUUGGACAACCUAGAAGAAAUGUCCAAAUUCCUAGAAAAAUACAACCUUCCAAGACUGACCAAGAAAGAAACAAAAUCUGAGCAGACUAAUUACCAAGAAUGAAAUUGAACUAGUAGUAAAAAAACUCCCAAUAAACAAAAGUCCAGAACAAGAUGCCUUCACAGUUGAAUGUACCAAACAUUUAAAGAAGAGCUAAUACCCGUCCUUAUUAAAGUUUUACAAAAAGUAGAAGAGGCAAUACUUCCAAACACAUUCUAUGAGACCAGCAUCACUCUAAUACCAAACCCAGACAAGGACACUACAAAAAGAAAAUUAUAGACCAAUAUCCCUGAUGAACAUAGAUGCAAAAAUAUUCAACAGUAAUUAGCAAACCAAACUCAAAAGUACAUCAAAAGAUUAUCCAUCAUGACCAAGUGGGAUUUACUCCAGGGAUACAGGAAUGGUAUAAUACUCAUAUCCUGCAACACAUUAACAAAAAGAGGGAUAAAAACCACAUGAUCAUCCAAUAGAUGCUGAAAAGCAUUUGAAAAAAUUCAACAUCCAUUCAUAAUUCUCAAGAAAAUGGGUAUAGAGGGUACAUAUCUCAGCAUAAUAAAGGCCAUAUACAACAAACCCAUAGCCAGUGAGAGAGAAAAGCUGAAAGCUUUUCCUCUUAAGAUGGGGAAUAAGACAAGGAUGCCCAUUCUACCCACUUUUAUUCAACAUAUUACUGGAGGGCUUAGCCAUGGUAAUCAGACAAGACAGAUAAAAAGCAUCCAAAUUGGUAAGGAAGAAGUUUAACUGUUUCUGUUUGCAGAUGACAUGAUACUGUACGUAGAAAACCCUAAAGAAUCCACCAAAAAACUACUAGAACUAAUAAGUGAAUUCAGCAAAGUUGCAGGAUGCAAAAUUAACACACAGAAAUCUGUUGCACUAAUGAUGAACUAGCAGAAAGAAGAGAAAUCAGGAAAACAAUUCCAUUCACAAUUGCAUCAAAAAAAAUAAAAUACCUAGGAAUAAACCUAACCAAGGAGGUGAAAGACCUAUACCCUGAAAACUACACAACACUCAUGAGAGAAAUUAAAGAAGAUACCAAUAAAUGGAAAUACAUCCUGUGCUCAUGGAUGGGAAGAAUUAAUACUGUCAAAAUGGCCAUACUGCCCAAAGCAAUUUACAGAUUCAAUGCAAUCCCUAUCAAAAUUCCAACAGCAUUUUUCAGUGAACUAGAAGAGUUCUAAAAUUCAUAUGGAAAUACAAAAGACCCCAAACAGGCAAAGAAAUCCUGAAAAAGAACAAAGCUGGGGGGGAUUAUGCUCCCUGACUUCAAACUGUACUACAAAGCCUCAGUAAUCAAAACAGUAUGGUACUAGCACAAGAAUAGACCCAUAUAUCAAUGAAACAGAAUAGAGACCCCAAAUAUAAAACCACACAUAUAUGGUCAAUUAAUAUGCAAUAAAGGAGCCAUGAAUAUACAAUGGAGAAAAUACUACCUCUUCAGUAACUGGUGUUGGGAAAACUGGACAGCUCUACCUGCAAGAGAAUGAAACUGGAUUACUGUCUUAACUCCAUACAUAAAAGUAAACUCAAAAUGGAUGGAAGACCUGAAUUAAGACAUGAAACCAUAAAACUCUUAGAAGAAAACAUAGGUAAAAUCUCUUGAACAUAAGUAUAAGCAAUUUUUUCCUGGACACAUCUCCUCAGGCAAGGGAAACAAAAUUAAAAAAUUAACACAUGGGACCACAUCAAACUAAAAAGCUUCUGUACAGCAAAGGACACUCUCAGAACAAAAAGGCAACUUACAAUAUGGGAGAAUAUAUUCACAAAUUAUUUAUCUGAUAAGGGGUUAACAUCCAAAAUAUAUAAAGAACUCACAUGACUCAACACCAAAAAAACAUUAACUCGAUUAAAAAAACGGGAAGAGGACCUGAAUAGACACUUUUCCAAGGAAGAAGUGCAGUUGGCCAAUAGGCACAUGAAAAGAUCCUCCACAUUGUUAAUCAUUAGGGAAAUGCAAAUAAAAUUCACAAUGAGAUAGCACCUCACACUGAUUAGAAUGGCCACUAUCCAAAAAACAAGAAAUAGUAAGUAUGGCAAGGAUGUGGAGAAAUGUGAACCCUCCUACACUGUUCAUGGGAAUGUAAACUGGUGUAGUUGCUAUAGAAAGCAGUAUGGAGGUUCCUAAAAAAAAAAAAAAAUACUAUUUGACCCAGUAAUUCCACUU
Messenger RNA from Manis pentadactyla (Chinese pangolin), 8309 nucleotides. It is a transcript of the gene PDSS1, whose product is annotated as decaprenyl diphosphate synthase subunit 1. Gene Ontology annotation, cellular component: mitochondrion; transferase complex. NCBI's taxonomy places the organism in Eukaryota, Metazoa, Chordata, Mammalia, Pholidota, Manidae. The transcript is spliced from 10 exons. The record is from RefSeq and is a predicted model, not a curated record. Bases 96 to 1145 code for a protein of 349 amino acids. Gene Ontology annotation, molecular function: prenyltransferase activity. Gene Ontology annotation, biological process: ubiquinone biosynthetic process; isoprenoid biosynthetic process.